This is a messenger RNA of Chenopodium quinoa (quinoa), 1197 nucleotides long. RefSeq lists its product as uncharacterized. Bases 1 to 1197 code for a protein of 398 amino acids. The record is from RefSeq and is a predicted model, not a curated record. Lineage: Eukaryota; Viridiplantae; Streptophyta; Magnoliopsida; Caryophyllales; Amaranthaceae. The transcript has 5 exons.
AUGGAAGAUGAAAUGGAUGAGGGGGCUGGUAUGGAAGACGAAUUGAAAAAGAGUGUUGUGCUGGAAGAUGAAAUGGAUGAGGAUUGUUGGCAAAGAGAUUUGGAUGCAGAUGACACUUAUUUUAGUAUGAUGUAUAAAAAUGGUGAAUUUGUGUCUGAUGUUGAGUUUGGAAUAGUGGUUGAUAGGAGCAGUCCAAGGAGGUUCACUGCUUCCUUUCUUGAUUUAUAUUGUGGUUGGAGAAUUCUUGCAAGUAGGCUACUAGAUGGAGUUACUUGGGCUAUAAAGAGCAUAAAGAACUCUGAGCACACUUGUACAGGCCUAGAUGAAAGGAAUCCCCUAAUGACUGUUAAAUGGGCUACAAAAGAACUAAUGGAAGGUAUAAGGGCUAAUAAUGACAUCUCUGGAAAGACACUGAAUGAUUUCUUAUUUAGUAGAUAUGGAGUGCAUAUGGCAACCAGUACCCUUUACAAGAUGAGAGCGGUAGCAUUGAAGGACGUAAAUUAUGGGCAUGAUACUUCUUAUGGACAUUUGCCAAAGUAUUGUGAGAUGGUGAAAGCAACCAACCCAGGAUCUGCAGCUAACUGUGCAUGGAAGCAACUUAAUCCACCUAAUCCAUCCCUCACUUUCUCAAGUAUAUUCAUUUUAUUCAAGGCUGCCAUUGAUGGUGUUGUUGUAGGAUGUAGGAGUUUAGUGGGGGUUGAUGGAGCUCACUUGAAAGGACAUUUUGGUGGGGUCCUUCUGUCUGUUGUGGCUGUAGAUGGAAACAAUGAAUUGUUUCCUUUUGCAUGGGCUAUAGUUCCCAAGGAAGAUGAUGUGGCACUAACUGAGAUAUGGCCUGAAGUGGACAGGAGAUAUUGUUGUAAACACUUAGCCAAGAAUUGGAAAGGAUCAUUUCCUGGCCCUUUGAUGCAUUCACUCUUCUGGUUGGCCUGUAGUGCAACAUCUCCUUUCACCUUUAAAAAGGCUAUGGACAGGAUUAAGACUGUGAUUCCAAAGGCUUGUGAAUGGUUAGCUAAUUUGGGGAAGCAGUCAAGGUGGACAAGGCACAAAUUUGAUCCCAAAAUUUGUAGUAAUGAAAACAAGACCAACUUUGUAAAGAGUUUCAAUGUAACUUUGGGUGUGGAUAGAUGCAGGUAUAAGAAAAAUGUGCAUGGUGAGACUAUCAACAAGAAGACAAAAGUGCAACAACUGGAAUGA